CUUUGUUUGUAUGCGCCGCUCCUGAGUUCCAUUUGUACUCUGUGUCAUCUGCGCAUUCUUCUCGGUUUCAGCAAUGGCAGUUGGUGGUCAGAAAGGUGGUCAAAAAGGUGGAAAGAAAGGCGGAAAGAAGAAGACUGCUGAUCCAUUUACUAAGAAGGAAUGGUACGAUAUAAAAGCACCGUCGAUGUUUACGAAACGCACGUGUGCUAGAACGCUCGUCACCCGGACACAGGGGACGAAGAUUGCAAGUGAAGCCCUCAAGGGCCGUGUCGUCACGCUUAGCCUGGGCGAUUUAAGUGAGAAAAAUGAAGAAGUUUUCAGGAAGUUUAAGCUGCAAGUUGAAGAUGUUCAAGGACGCCAUUGUCUUACGAAUUUUCACGGCUUGGAAAUUACGCGUGACAAGUUGUGCUCCAUAGUGCUCAAAUGGCGUUCGACAAUCGAAGCACAUGUGGACGUUAAAACUACUGAUGGUUAUCAUCUUCGGUUUUUUAUCAUUUCCUUCACUCCUCGUGCUGGCCGUGCUGAAAGCAAACACACGUACGCACAAUCCAGUCGCAUCAAACGAGUCCGUGCCCGUCUUGUAGAGACGAUUCAGCAAGAAGUAUCUUCCUGUGAUUUGAAAGAGGUUGUAAAUAAACUAAUUCCAGAUUCCAUAGCACAAGAUGCCCGCAAAGCGGCUUCUUGGAUCUUCCCUCAGACGGAUACUAUCAUUCGCAAAGUUAAAGUACUAAAAAAACCCAGAUUAGACAUUGGUCGCUUAAUGGACUUGCACGGCGAAUCCACUGGCUCUGCACCCGGAGAAAGCGUCACCCGGCCCGAACAUUACGAGCCACCGCGAGUAGAUUCUGUGUAGUAACUAACAAUAUAUUCUUUCUGGACCA
Messenger RNA from Dicrocoelium dendriticum, 881 nucleotides. The record is from the annotation of a GenBank genome assembly. NCBI's taxonomy places the organism in Eukaryota, Metazoa, Platyhelminthes, Trematoda, Plagiorchiida, Dicrocoeliidae.